GAUAGGCUACGCCAGUGAAUGGUACCAAAAGUAACGUUGUAGCACUGCAUACAUUUAGGUUACCAAAUAGUGUACCAGGUUAUUUUCAAGCGACUGCAGUUCUUCGUUGUUUCUCGCAGAAUAGGUCCGGUGGCCGAAAACAACCUGUCGAGUUUGGACGGCGUAGUUGUAAUUAUUGCCAUGGCUGCAUCGCCGUAGGAUAGUUUAAUUCUUUAAAACAUUGACUCACAUACACACAUACACACUCCGUUCCUUUUUCGACAGUCUUCAAACAGCACACACGCACUCACUCGGUACCCAAAGAAACAACCGCCAGAGGUAAACACUUGACGCCAACUGAGUUUUUACAAAGACAGACGUCAUCCCCUGAAUUUACCGAAACACAUAUCGGACUCAGGAAGAGAGGGAAAGUUGGGGACAGGAUGUUGGGUCUGGUCCGUGUCCCCGUAGCGGUGAGCUCCCUGGGGCUGCUGCGUCUGCUGGGGACCCCCUGGUCCUGGAGCCUGGCUGCGGGGCUGGGCGUCUACCUGGGCACCGGGGGCUGGAGGUUCCUCUACGUGGUCCUCAGGACGGCCAAGAGAGACCUGUUUGGUCUGUACGUGCUCCUGCGGGUGAAGUACUCCAUCCGGCGCCACCUGCGCCUGGGCAGCACCAUCCCCUCCAUCUUCGCCGCCACGGCGGCGCGCCACCCCGACAAGCCGGCGCUGGUGUGCGAGUCGUCGGGCGCCACCUGGACCUUCGCCCAGCUGGCGUCGCGCUCGGACGGCGUGGCCCAGUGGGCGCUGGGGCGGGCGUGGGCGCCGGGCGACGUGGUGGCCGUCUACGCCGAGAGCCGGCCCGAGCUGGUGGCGCUGUGGCUGGGCCUGGCCAAGGUGGGCGUGGAGGCGGCGCUGCUGAACUUUAACCUCCGCCGCCAGGCGCUGCUGCACUGCGUCGGCGUCUCCGGGGCGCGCGCGCUCGUGUUCGGAGCCGAGCUCGCCGACGCUGUGCAGGAGGUGAGCUCGGCGCUGGGCUCGUCCAUGCAGCUGUUCUGCACGGGCGACCUGAGUGCGGAGCUGCUCCAGUCCCUCUCUGCCCAGAACCUGGACCGCAUCCUGGCCUCCACCCCACAGACGCCGCCGCCGCCGCUCACACACAGCAAGAGCUUCAACGACAGACUCUUCUAUAUCUACACGUCUGGAACCACAGGGCUGCCCAAAGCUGCCAUCGUGGUGCACAGCAGGUACUUCCGCAUCGCUGAGUUCGGGUACUACUCUUUCGGCAUGCGCUCAGAUGACAUCAUCUACAACUGCCUGCCGCUCUACCACUCGGCAGGCAACAUCAUGGGGGUGGGGCAGUGCCUGCUGCAUGGACUCACCGUUGUGGUGAAGAGGAAGUUCUCCGCCAGCCGUUUCUGGGACGACUGCGUCAAGCACAACUGCACAGUGGUGCAGUACAUAGGCGAGAUCUGCCGCUACCUUCUCUCCCAGCCCGUGCGUCCGUCGGAGGCCUCGCACCGCGUGCGUCUGGCCGUGGGGAACGGCCUGCGGCCCAGCGUCUGGGAGGCCUUCACCCAGCGCUUCCGGGUCAAGCAGGUCGGCGAGUUCUACGGCGCCACCGAGUGCAACUGCAGCAUCGCCAACAUGGACGGAAAGGUGGGGGCGUGUGGCUUCAACAGCAGGAUCCUGCCCGGCGUGUACCCUAUCCAGCUGGUGAAGGUCAACGAGGAGAGCAUGGAGCUGGUGCGCGACAGCAGGGGACUGUGUAUAUCGUGCAGACCAGGGGAGCCUGGACUGCUGGUGGGGAAGAUAAAUCAGCAAGAUCCUCUGCGGCGCUUCGACGGCUACGCCAACCAGGACGCCACCAAUAAGAAGAUCGCCCACAACGUCUUCAAAAAGGGAGACUCGGCUUACCUCUCAGGUGACGUGCUAGUGAUGGACGACCUGGGCUACAUGUACUUCCGGGACCGCAGCGGCGACACGUUCCGCUGGAAGGGCGAGAACGUCUCCACCACGGAGGUGGAGGGCACCCUGAGCGGCCUCCUGGGCCAGACGGACGUGGCGGUGUACGGGGUGCCCGUGCCAGGAGUGGAAGGGAAGGCCGGCAUGGCCACAAUCGCCGAGGCCACCGGAGGCUUCGACUGCGAGGCCUUCCUGAAGGAGGUCCAGGCGGCGCUGCCCCCGUACGCCAGACCCAUCUUCCUGCGCCUCUCAGCGCAGGUGGACACCACAGGAACCUUUAAGAUCCAGAAGACGCGGCUUCAGAGGGAAGGAUACGACCCAAGGCACUCCGCCGACCGGAUCUACUUCCUGAACAGUCGGGCAGGGCGUUACGAGGCUCUGACUGAGGACCUUUAUAGCGCCAUCACAGAAGGAAGAGUGUGCAUCUGAGGCUGCCCUGCAACCCUCUGGGGUUUACAGUCACGUAGCAAACUAGUUAGGGUAGACCGAGAUCUGUGUCGACGGACACACAGAUUGUAAUGUGUAUGCAGAGGCAGACAAACUGACUGACUGAUAACCAAUCCCACUUAUACUAGGGCGUGGAUGGAUGGAGAGAGAUGUUUUGAUAUAUAGAUGUCUGAAUGAAUGGCCAGAUGGAGAUAUGGACGGAUGGAUGGAUGAAUGAAUGAAUCAUUGAAUGAAUGAAUGAGUGUAGUAUAGAGAGGUGUUUAGAUUUAUAGAUGUGUGAAUUAAAGGGCUAGAUAGAAAUAUGGAUGAAUGAACUAAUGAACGGGUGGAUGGAUGGAUGGAUGGAUGGAUAGAAGGACCGCAAGACUGACCCCUAAACUGACAAAUAGACCAGCGUAAUGUUACUGAUGAACUGAGGUAAACCCACGGGCUUGACUGACAAAUCUCAUCGUAAGCACACGCGGAUGAACAGGUAGACGGACAUGUUGACAAGUAGACUGACUAGAAGAGCUGGGUGAACACUGUCCGUUGGACCGACUGGUAGAUGAACUCUGAAACACGCACACAGAAAGAGAGAGAGAGAGAGAGAGAGAGAGAGAGAGAGAGAGAGAGAGAGAGAGAGAGAGAGAGAGAGAGCGAGAGCGAGAGAGAGAGAGCGUCCUGCUUACUCCUGUCUGUGUGGCAGGGUAGUUGGGAUCUGGGGUGCUCUGUGUAGUUGCGUUUGUGUGUGGUGGAGGGAUUAUGGAGCUGGGGGUGUGUUGGAGGGGUGGGGAGGUGUAGAGCACAGACUGGAGAUCAGCACAGUCUGUACACCGAUCACCAAGCUCCCCUUUCCUGCCACUGCAAAGUAAACGGCUCCACUACCGGCUGUUAAGAAAAAAAAGCUCUGUUCUCAGGUCUCUGGGAAUCCAUGCUGUGAAGAUAUUUGUUGUUGAGCCCAGAUAACUGGUGACUCCGAGUCUGAUCUGGCACCUUAAAUGGCUUUUGGUUCGGCUCUGAUCUGGCUCUGCACUGGCCCAGGUCUGGCCCUGGUCUGGCUGGGUCUGUUAGCUCAGAGUUAGCUGCUAUCUGGGCGGAGAAUACACAUAGGAGGAUGUGUGUGUGUGUGUGUGUGUGUGUGUGUGUGUGUGUGUGUGUGUGUGUGUGUGUGUGUGUGUGUGUGUGUGUGUGUGUGUGUGUGUGUGUGUGUGUGUGUGUGUGUGUGUGUGUGUGUGUGUGUGUGUGUGUGUGUGUGUGUGUGUGUGUGUGUGUGUGUGUGCGCGUUGGUUGGUCCGUGGGAUGAUGUACUGUACAUCUUUCCCAGCUGAAGUUGGUCAGAUGUAGCCAUUGGAGGAGAUGUUCACGAAGUAGAGCCGUGUCACUGUUAUUUCACUUUUACUUUAUUUUAUUAUUAUUUUAUUAUUCUAUUAGUGCCGUGUAGUUGUUUUACUUUUAUUUAAUUAAUGCCGUGUCAUUGUUAUUUGCCUUCAUUUUAAUAUUUUAUCUUUUGUUAGCUUUCCACUGGCACUGAAACUCAACAAACACUAGACACUUCAGAGGUAACUGCGAUCAGCUGUCAGUGAUCCUGGUGUUUUACGUAGUCGACGACAAGCUUGAUAUAUUAAGCUACAUCUGACCAUCUUAGGCUGCGUCAGAAUAAUGAACAAACAUGCAAGCAAGCAAAAACACUGAAAAAAAACCUGAAAAAAACUCCAUUUACAACUAUACUCUCUCUUCUAACAUAGCUAUCUGCACUGAUCUUCUAUUGUUAGCUUAACUCAUCAUUAGCCUAGCUUCACUCGUUGUUACUGACUGGUUAACAUGCUACUUAGCAACAGGAUCGCCUGCUACUGUGAAUGGCAUGACUGCAAACGCUAUUCACCAGGUGUCUGACUACUAAUAUGUUUUAGCAAAAGCACUCAGAUUGAUAUGCUGUAUUCAUAGGUCAAAGGUGAAAGGUUGUCUAGUGGUUUGUUGGUUUGAAGGGAAAGACUGUUAAUCGCAGAUAGGGCAAGACUGAAUUGGAUGUACUGUAAACCUCAAGCUGAUCUAUGCUGACUAAGAUGUUACUGUUACUGUACUAAUGGGUGAUUUGGGGUUUGUGUGUGUGUGUGUGUGUGUAAGAGAGAGAGAGAGAGAGAGAAAGAGAGACAAAGUGUUUGUCUCUCUCUCCAGUAAAAGGUUAAAAUGCAUGUGUGUGUUUUGAAGAGUAGCCUGUGUUUAUAUGUGUGUGAGAGAGAGAGAGCAGAGAUGUUAUUUCAAAAAGUAAAAGUAAAACACACAUAUCCCAUCAAAAUAAGCUCAACCCAUGUCACCUGAUGCUGCUGUGUGAACCAAUCACAACGUCUUUGAACCACACUCCGGUCCAAUGAACAAAAAGAAAAAAACACUACACACUUUGAAUAGAAGAAUAGACAACUAUGCCUUUAAAGCCUACCUUACACUGACCAGAUUUGGGAAAGACUCUUGAAAGAUUGUAGUCUUUUGAGUAACGCUUGAAUGAGGGGCAUUAGUUAAAAGACUACAAUCUUUCUCAAAUCUUCUCAGUGUAGGGUAGGCUUAACACACUAUGACAAACCCAGAAGUGCCUGACUGUAAAUACUGACAAAGUAGUGAAUCAUUUUUGCCAGUAACUGGCAGAAGGACCCUAAAGCAGCUAACCCUUGAACCCUUUGAGUCUCUCCUUCAGGUUGAUCUGUUUGUACCCUGUUGAGGAACCGGAAAUAAAUACUCUAACUCUUGACAACACAAGGAAACCAUUGA
Sardina pilchardus (European sardine) is the source of this 5129-nucleotide messenger RNA. RefSeq names its product long-chain fatty acid transport protein 1-like. The record is from RefSeq and is a predicted model, not a curated record. Gene Ontology annotation, cellular component: plasma membrane; mitochondrial inner membrane. The transcript is spliced from 13 exons. Gene Ontology annotation, biological process: phosphatidylinositol biosynthetic process; phosphatidic acid biosynthetic process; positive regulation of heat generation. Lineage: Eukaryota; Metazoa; Chordata; Actinopteri; Clupeiformes; Clupeidae. Bases 423 to 2369 code for a protein of 648 amino acids. Gene Ontology annotation, molecular function: long-chain fatty acid transmembrane transporter activity; fatty acid transmembrane transporter activity; long-chain fatty acid-CoA ligase activity.